AUGAAAUCAUUUGUCACAAACAUUCUUGUUCCGUACUUUAGUGCCAAAAAGGGGCAUCUGUCACUUGAUCCAGUUCAAGAAUGCAUUUGGCAACUUGACAUCUGGUCUGUUCAUGCUUCACUUGAGUUCUGGUCUUGGAUUUUUGACAAUUAUCCUUGGAUUAUCCUUGACUACGUUCCUGGAGGGUGCACGGGUCUUUGGCAACCCUGCGAUGUUGGUGUUCAAUGCUUACUCAAACUCAUGGUGAAGCAAUCUCAGCAAACUACUAUUGCACGUGAGAUCCACUCCCACGCUGGCCCAUCCGAUAUUUCACUUGAUACGAGGCUUGGCAUGCUAAGGAAUCGUGUCCCUGCCACUCUGGUUGAUGCAUACCACUUAAUUAACAACCCUCUGUGA
Molecule: messenger RNA, 396 nt
Organism: Cantharellus anzutake
Lineage: Eukaryota; Fungi; Basidiomycota; Agaricomycetes; Cantharellales; Hydnaceae
Exons: 2
Coding region: 1-396 (131 amino acids)
Source: RefSeq, a predicted model, not a curated record